This is a messenger RNA of Thermothelomyces thermophilus ATCC 42464, 2803 nucleotides long. RefSeq lists its product as uncharacterized. The record is from RefSeq and is a predicted model, not a curated record. Lineage: Eukaryota; Fungi; Ascomycota; Sordariomycetes; Sordariales; Chaetomiaceae. The coding region runs from base 135 to 2624 and encodes 829 amino acids. The transcript has a single exon.
UGCCCCCCGCACCGCGCUGUAUCGCAGAGUUCUAGGCCGCAUCUCCUACCUGCACAUUUGCUACCAAAGGACGGACGCCGGACACGCAUCUCUCUCGCACUCACAGAUCCAAUGUCAAAUUGAUGAAAGGAAGGAUGGAUGGAGCGGAGGAAAAUGCACACGACGUUGCCCAGCAGAUACUCCCAGAAAGCCCGCACCAUCUCUCGUUGUCCUUCGACCGCCGCUUUCCCAGACCGGACGCGUGGACCUUCAGCGGCCCGAGCAGUUCGCUGCAGUACAUGACGUACAUAUCGGCUGCGCAGCGAGGCAUUCUCACGACCCGUGCCGCCUUUGAGAUCAGCGACGAAACGCCGCCGCCGCCGCCCUCGAUGCCUGUCAAGGCCCUCGCCAAGGGCGAGCCCAAGAAGAAGCUGUCUUUGAUGGACUAUCAGAACAGGAAAAAGUCGGCAUCGCCUGUGGAGAAUGGGUUGCCAACGAGGACAGAGUCAAGGACAAACGGCGCGAUAACCGCGAGGUCGCUGCCUUCAAAGGAUGACGUUACGGCUGGCGAAAGAACCCAUGCGCCGCCACGCCCGGCGAACGCGGCCCCGGAAAAGCCGCGGGCGGAGGUGAAUGGGGAGAGGUACUCGGCACAGACUGCCGCACCGUGGGGCGCAUCACGAAUUGCUAACUCGCCCGGCAGAAGCAAGGUAUCCCAGACGAAGCCGCAACCGGACCCAGAGAGCCGUAAGCGGACCGCAGAGGUAUCCGCCGAACCAUCCCCUCGGAAACGAACCAAGAGCGACGUCGGCAUGGCGAAGGCGGAGCAAUCAUCAAGGCCAGCCAAACCAGGAACCCCUCGCGGCCGGGAAGGGGCGGAGAAACCAGCGAGAGAGAUCAGGGCGGAGACCUCACACCCUACCGUCAACGGCUUACCCCCCUUGUCUGCUGCGGACAGGGACCGAGAACAUACGGCAUCCCCGAAGUCGACAAUUCAAGUAAACGGAUCGAGACCUCGCUCGGACAGUGGGACUUCGACACCCCGGAAACCCGAGUCGAUAAAGGCGGCUCUCCCGCAGCUCUUAUCGCCCCUCCACCCGUCUCUGUUCGAGGGCGAGUCCGAGAGGGAGGACAUGCCGAAGCACAAAACAGCGGGGAAGGCAUCAAAACCGGAAAAAGAGAAAGCAAAGAGGUUCAAGAUACCGGAACUGCUCUCGCCAACAUUACCCCCGGUCAUUGAAGAGAUCCUGGCCCUCAGGGACCGGAAGCCGACUGCCUCGAAGGGGGUGUCUAGCCAGUCGUCCGGCCACUCCUCCGACUCGCCAAGCGGUGCGAGGAAGACAAUAGUGGCGGCUCUGCCUGGGCGCACGGCUGAAGAGGAGGAGAGGCCUUCCAGGCCAUCCAGAAUCGUCACAUUCAAGCUCAAAAAGGCCAAUGCGAAGCGGGCCAAGGAACUCUUGAGCCUCCCUUCGAAGUCAACAAAGGAUGCGCUCAAGAAGGAGCGCUCGGAGAGUGCAGAAGCUCCUCCACCGCCGGCCAAGAAGCGGCCGCGGCCAGCGGAGGACGCACCCCAGGAGAGCGCCGCCGCCUCCAAGCGGCCCAAGAUCUCCGCCGACGUGAUAACCGCGAGGCCGGCCGGCUCGAGAACCCCGCUCAAACCCGCCGCUCCAGCCAUGUCCCGGGUGGCGUCCAGCCAAUCCCAGGGCCAGGGCAACACUCCCGCGGCCACGACUGGCCUCACCCCGAGCACAUCUGAUAACAGACCGCCGACCCGUUCUGAGCCUCUCGACCCCAAGGUCUUAGCCCAGGUCGACUACUUCAAAGACCGGCACACAGAGUACUCACGCCUGGGCAGCAAGCUUAAGCAUGCGCGGGACGAUAUGAUGCGCGACCGCGGCACCAACCCGGCAGCCGCCGACGAGCGGCGCAUCUCGGCGCUGCAUUUCGAGAUGGUGCUCGCGUACAUGGUCGCCUUCGACUCGCUCAACCAGUCACGCAUCCUCGAGCGCAAGGUGUGCGAGAUCUCGGCCUGGGAGUCGCUCCUCCCGCACCUCGCCGAGCUCCGGGGCCGCGUGCAGGCCAACCGCGCGCUCAAGGCGCUCGCCAUGCAGAUGCACGCUCUAUGCCUCGAACAGAUCAGCAACGCGUUUGCCACACUCGACCCGGCCGGCGCCGCGGCCACCUUCGGCCGCUGGACGAAGCAUCACCGAAACCGGACGCUCAUGUGGGGGGACGCGAACGCCACGUACGAGCGCGUGGAGGAGCCCAAGAUGAGGGUCGUGAUGGGGCCGUGGACGGCCGUGGACGACGCCGUCGCCGCCGUGCUGGACAUUAUGAGGCGGUGGGCCGAGAAAGAUGGGGUGCGCUGGCAGCCCGAGGUUAAUGUCAAGGGUGGGAAGGAUCGAGAAAGAGAGAGAGAGAAGGUACCGGACAAGGACAGAGAAAAUAAGAACAGGGAUAAGGAAAGAGCCAGGGACCGAUACCGUGACCGCGAGAAAGAUCGAGAACGAGAACGAGAUCGCGAUCGCGAUCGCGAGCGUGAUCGUGAUCGAGAGCGAGAGCGAGACCGGGACAGGGACAGGGACAGGGACAGGGAUAAGGAGCGGGAGAGACCUAGGCACCCGGCCAACGGUUCCAAGUAUUAACUUGCUGGAUAUGGGAUAUAUGGAAGCCCUCCCACCGCUUCCAAGGACAGACCCUUACUUGGACACGACAUCACCUCUUCGCCGCCGACCCAUCUUCCCCUCGCACACGAAACCCGGCUACGACUCAUCCUCAAGUUACAACGCAUAACACAAGGAAAACCCACCGAGCGUCGUCGACA